Sclerotinia sclerotiorum 1980 UF-70 is the source of this 390-nucleotide messenger RNA. RefSeq lists its product as hypothetical. The transcript has a single exon. The record is from RefSeq and is a predicted model, not a curated record. Bases 1 to 390 code for a protein of 129 amino acids. NCBI's taxonomy places the organism in Eukaryota, Fungi, Ascomycota, Leotiomycetes, Helotiales, Sclerotiniaceae.
AUGUCGUCGACAGAGAAGGGAACAACUUGGCGACCUGCAAUAUUAGCCAUCAUCGAAGAUGCCGGCGGAGUAGAAGGUCAAGGGGGAGUCGUAUAUCGAAGCAAUGUAAUGAGGAGAUACGAAGUCAGUCCGAUAUUCCGACGGAUGAUGAUGGUCCUAACCUGGUUUUGGGGCAUUGGUCUCGUAUGCAUUGCCAUCAUUUCAACAGUCAUCAUAAUGACGCUACCCGAGAAUAUCGGGUUCGGAGUCGGGUGGGGAUUGCCAUAUGUUUUCGGUUUCGUUUGGGUUUGCCUCACGAUGAUAUUUGUGAAGUCGCAAUUGCGAAAGGAAAAGAGUCAUUGGGAGACGAAAGCUUCUAGUGAGGGGCAGGCGGUUGCGGAAUAUGCUUGA